UGAGAAAAAUAUACCGCUAAUCCAUCAUUUAUCAUUCUGCAAGGGCGUUGGCCAUAUGUGUGCGUCAAUCAGCCUUUGCACCUGUACCAAGUCAAAGAAGGCUUCGUAUUUAAUUAGCCUUGUUGCUCACCAGCCUGAAAACCCUCCGUAUCCAACUACCACCACGAGAGUCCAGACUCCAUUCUUCCAUCCUCCUUCAAACCUGGCUACUCUUCCAAGCUCCUAUCCAUGAUCCAUGGCUCCUUUCUUCUUCCUCCUGCUACUGGGCCAAAUACUUCUCUGCACAGCCGUUGACACCAUCAACUCCACCACACCGUUCUCCGGGACGCAGAGGAUUGUGUCCCGCGGCAGCAAAUUCACCUUGGGCUUCUAUUCCCCACCGCUCGGUUCUUCCAUCUCCGGCAGCUACUACAUAGCCAUAUGGUACAGCAACAUACCACAGGUGACGACUGUGUGGACGGCAACCACCGAUGUUCUUGUGUCUGACCCAACCACUGCCUCCUUGCGCAUCGCCAGUGAUGGCAACCUUGUCCUCCUUGAUCAAGCCAAGAACCGGCAGCUAUGGUCCACCAACGUAAGCACAAUCUCCAACUCUACCAUGGCCACUAUUAAGGAUACCGGUAGCCUCGAGCUCACCGACGCCUCCAAUCCAUCGAUAGUUUAUUGGCGAAGCAUAGACCAUCCGACAAACACCUGGCUUCCGGGGGGAAAGCUCGGAUUGAACAAGACCACCAGAGUGAGCCAGAGGCUUGUUCCCUGGAAGAACAACGCAGACCCAUCUCCUGGGUUGUUCUCACUGGAGCUAGACCCAAACGGCACAACACAGUACUUCAUUCAGUGGGAUGAAUCCAUAAGCUACUGGACCAGUGGCCCAUGGAACGGCAAUAUCUUUAGCCUUGUGCCAGAGAUGACAUCCAAUUUCAGAUACAACUUCCAGUUCAUCAACAAUGACACAGAAAGCUACUUCAUCUACUCGAUGAAGGAUGAUUCAGUCAUCUCGCGGUUCAUCAUUGACGUGACCGGACAGAUCAAGCAGCUGACAUGGGUGGAUUCCUCAAAACAGUGGAUCAUGUUCUGGGCACAACCACGGACACAGUGCGAGGUGUAUGCGCUUUGUGGGGCAUAUGGCAGCUGCAGCCUCACUGCUCUGCCAUACUGCAACUGCAUCAAGGGUUUCAGCCAGAAGUUUCAGAGUGAUUGGGAUCUCCAGGAUUAUAGUGGUGGGUGCAAGAGGAACGUACCAUUGCAGUGCCAGGCCAAUUCGAAUUCUGCAAAGACUCAGCCUGAUAAGUUCUAUACCAUGGGAGGUGUGAGGCUACCUGAUAAUGCUCAGAGUGCACUGGCCACGAGCUCCGAAGAAUGCAAGGUGGCUUGUCUGAAGAACUGCUCAUGUAAUGCUUAUACUUACAAUUCUAGUGGCUGCUUUGUUUGGCCUGGGGAGUUGGUUAACCUCCAAGACGAAUACAGUGGAAAUGGGGUAGGAACACUCUUCCUCAGACUUGCAGCAUCCGAGCUACAAGACUCAAAAAAGAGCAAGGCAGCAAUCAUUGGUGCAGUUGUUGGUGGAGUUGCUGCGGUUCUGAUAAUCCUUGCGAUUGUGUUGUUCUUCCUAUUUCAGAAAUGUCGCCGAGACAGGACUCUUCGGAUAUCCAAGACUGCUGGGGGCACACUGAUUGCAUUCAGGUACAGUGAUCUGCAGCAUGUCACCAAAAAUUUCUCAGAGAAGCUGGGGGGAGGUGCCUUCGGUUCGGUGUUCAAAGGGAAGCUCCCAGAUUCAACUGCCAUUGCUGUGAAGAAGCUCGAUGGGCUUCAUCAAGGGGAGAAGCAAUUCCGUGCUGAGGUAAGCACGAUUGGAACAACCCAGCAUGUUAAUUUGGUCCGUCUUCUUGGGUUCUGUUCUGAAGGAUCAAAGAGGCUACUUGUGUAUGAGUUCAUGCCAAAAGGCUCCCUCGAAGUGCAGCUGUUCCCUGGUGAGAAAACAGCAUUGAGCUGGGCCACUAGGUACCAAAUUGCACUUGGAACAGCAAGAGGCCUAAACUACCUGCACGAAAAAUGUAGGGACUGCAUCAUUCACUGCGAUGUUAAGCCAGACAAUAUACUCUUGGAUGAGUCCUUUGUACCAAAAGUGUCCGAUUUUGGUCUAGCAAAGCUCUUAGGCCGGGACUUCAGCCGUGUUUUGACAACGAUGAGAGGAACAAGGGGUUACCUUGCACCAGAAUGGAUCAGCGGCGUGCCGAUAACAGCAAAGGCAGAUGUAUUUAGCUACGGCAUGAUGCUCUUUGAACUCAUAUCAGGCAGAAGGAAUGCUGAUCAUGGGGAGGAGGGCAGGCCCGCAUUCUUCCCAACCUUGGCUGCAAGCAAGCUCCAUGAAGGGGAUCUGCACACCUUGUUGGACCCCAGGCUGAAUGGAGAUGCAAAUCCUGAUGAGCUCACAAGAGCUUGUAAAGUUGCUUGUUGGUGCAUCCAAGAUGAUGAAAGCACUAGACCCACAACGGGUCAAAUUGUCCAAAUCCUAGAGGGAUUCCUUGAUGUGAACAUGCCUCCAGUUCCCAGGUCACUAAGAGUUCUUGGCGAAAGCCCUGAUGUCAUAAACUUCUUCUCAGAUUUGUCUUCAAGCCAAACUUCCCAGACACAAAACAGCACAACAACUUCUCAGACACAUAGUGCUACUUCAGGAGGUUCAUAAUUCCUAAGUUCAUAACAAGAUAGCCCUACAAAUUAUGAGGGCAAGGCAUUUAUAUGUUUAAAAAGUGCUAUGAGUGACUGAAGUUGUACAUAUGUAGAAACUAGUAUGCUCAGCUUUUAUGUCUUUCUAUGUAUCAAUUUCAACUUUGUAGGCACGCAGCAUAAUUGAAUAACAAAUAUAAAAGGCAGACUUCUGUUACAUUAUA
Molecule: messenger RNA, 2891 nt
Organism: Brachypodium distachyon (stiff brome)
Lineage: Eukaryota; Viridiplantae; Streptophyta; Magnoliopsida; Poales; Poaceae
Product: G-type lectin S-receptor-like serine/threonine-protein kinase At2g19130
Exons: 1
Coding region: 236-2686 (816 amino acids)
Biological process (GO): recognition of pollen; protein phosphorylation
Molecular function (GO): protein serine/threonine kinase activity; ATP binding
Source: RefSeq, a predicted model, not a curated record